Messenger RNA from Cotesia glomerata, 1380 nucleotides. RefSeq lists its product as uncharacterized. The transcript is spliced from 2 exons. Bases 46 to 510 code for a protein of 154 amino acids. Lineage: Eukaryota; Metazoa; Arthropoda; Insecta; Hymenoptera; Braconidae. The record is from RefSeq and is a predicted model, not a curated record.
ACCUGUAAAUACUUGUAUGAUUCAUUGAAUUUUUAUAAAGUUUGUAUGAUUGAUUUUAUCUUGGUAUCUUUUUGUAAUUUAGGUAUUUACAAAGGAACUUGUGUUUUAAUCGAAAAAGAACUUGGCAGAAAAUUAGUAUGGCUUCCAUGUCGCCAUCACAUAAUGGAGAUUAUUAUGAGAGGAGUUUUUGAAGUUCUUUGGAAGACGACAUCGGGUCCUAACGUUCCAAUAUUUAUUAGAUUUAAAAAAUUCUGGGACAAAGUUGAUCAAUCCAAUUAUAAAAGUGGAAUUGAGGAUGAAACUGUAGCAAAUACUUUAAUAGAAAAAAAGGCUGAAAUUUUUACUUUCAUUAACAACUGCCUACAGAUGUCACAGCCUCGAGAUGAUUAUCAAGAACUUUUACUCCUAUGUUUAGUGUUCCUUGAUAGUUCUUAUGAAAAAUCAUUUCUUUUGAACGACCUGGUGCCAUGCACUAUGCGCGAUGGAUGUCUAAGGCUAUUUACAGCUUGAAAAUAUUUUUAUUUCGUAAUCAGUUUAAACUUUCAGAUCAAGAAAAGAAAAAUUUACGCAGAAUUUGUAUUUUUGUAAUUUUAUUUUAUAUCAAAGUAUGGUAUAAUUCAACUUCUGCUAUCCAAGCACCAAACAAUGACUUAGAAUUUAUGAAGAAUUUGAUUCAUUCUAAAAAAAUUAAUUCGCCACUGUUACAACGAGCUUGUCAAAAAAUGAUGGAACACUUGUGGUAUUUAAAUGAAGAAUUGACCACAAUCUCAUUAUUUGACGACAAUAUAUCUGUUAAUGUGAAAAAAAAAAAUUGUUGCGGCAAUUCAAAAUCGGGAAAGUUCUACACCAAUGCGCCAAAGGUAUGAGAUUAUGGAGCAAGAUCUUGAAUCUUUAUUGGAAAAAGAUUUGAGUGAUUUUGUUUCCAAAAAUUCGCUAGAACUAUUCAAAAAAUUCGAUUUGCCAUGCGAUUUUUUAGAGGAUGAUAUUUCAACAUGGUGCAGAAAUGAUUCAUAUAAGGAAUGUUCAGAAUAUUUCAAUACGUUAAAAGUCACUAAUGAUGUAGCUGAACAAGAUGUUGCUUUGAUUGAGGAAUACAACAAUUAUCUCACAAAAGAUGAGCAACAACUGCAAUACUUAUUGCAAGUAGUUCGCGAACAUCGGCAGAGAUAUCCCAAUUACAAUAAGACAACUCUUAAGCAAGAUCAAUUUCAUGUAAAUGUGUAAAAAUCAUUUUUAGACAAAAAAAAAUUCAUAUUUAUGAGAAGUAAUACAUUUUUAAUUUGUUAUAAGUUUUAAGUAAUUAAUAUAUAAUAUUUAUUAGUCAUGAAUACGUACAUGUUAAAUAAAUUCACUUGUCUGUUGGUCUGAAUUAAGAAAACG